UUUUUUUUCUCUACAGCAACCCCGUACACGAAAUAGUUAGUUGCGCGUGAAACCCAGAUUCCUAGCCCAUUUAUCCUCCCGCUUUUUUUCGUUUGCAUCAUGUCGCACCACUCUUUUCUCAUUACCGGCGCUUCAUCCGGCCUUGGGCUAGAGAUUGCUCUCGAGGCCCUCAAGCAGGGCCACGUGGUCGCUGCCGGCGCUCGCAACCCCAGCGAGGCGGCAAAGCAGCAUCCAGAGGUGCAGCAGUUAGGGGGCAAAUGGGUCGAGUUGGACGUGACCCGCGCCGAUACCAAGGAGUCGGUAGCCAGGAUUGUCAAGGACGCUGGGGUUGAUGUCCUGAUCAACUGUGCCGGCUACGGUAUUCUCGGCAGUCUUGAAAACACCGAUGAGGACGAGUUCAUUGCCCAGGUAGACACAAACGCCUUUGGCACCAUGCGCACCAUCAAGGGAGCAUUGCCACACUUCCGCUCCCUUGCGGAAAGCGGCGGGGCCACCAUUGUCAAUAUUGGCAGCCUCGUCACCUACGGGCACUUUCCCGCCUGCUCUGCUUACGGCGCCUCCAAGGCAGCUGUCGAGGGCCUGAGCGAGACCUUGGCCCUCGAGGUCGGGCCCGCAAAGGUGCGCGUGGUCUUGAUUGAUCUCGGCAUCUUCAGGACCCGGUUCCUGCAUGCGGCCGUCAAGCCAAAGAGCGGCCUGGACGAGGCCUAUGUCGGCGGCUCCGUCGAUAACACCGUCUCGUUCCUGGACGGCAUUGCUGGCAAGCAGCCUGGCGACCCAGCCCUUGCCGGUAAGAGAAUCGUUGAAAUUGUCGACGGCACUGGCUUGGCCAAGGAUCUUGCCACCCAGGGCUAUGGCAAGCUCUUGAGGGUUCCUUUGGGAAGCGAUGCUUUUGACGCUCUCAAGGGUAAGGAGGCUAGCCUAGCUGAGAUUCGUGCGGUAGAGACACUGGCACGCAGCACAGAUUUUGCCAACUAGAGUAUGUAUACGUCUACAUGGAAACAAUUCAGUUACUAGUGUUACCUUUUUCAUUGUAAAUCGCAGUCGUAGCAUCUUGGUCUACCAUGUACGGAACUGUGUCCCCGCCGUGAAUGUCUAUGUUUCAUCAAAAAAAGACAUACUGAUGAACAUCCGCCAUGUUACAGUUGCACUGAGAGCACGCAUCUCUUCGUAUACAGAUAGUUCUUCCCAAUUCCUCGGUCCCGAACCUCUGAUUAGAUCAAAGCAACGUAUGCACUCGACUUGAUACAGUAGAGCCACCCUCCUCAAUGAAACGCUGCAGUGAAACGCUGCAGGCCAUCUCCAUAUUUUGUUUCAUAAACAUUUCAGUGCUCUGCAUCACGCCAUUCUAUCAUAAGGCCAAAUGAGAUUAACCAUUCUUCCAUCUUGAGAAAGAAAAAAAUGACAAUGCAGCCAUUCUCAAUAUGUUGUCAUCAGACCAUGCAAGAUGCCCAUGAACCAGGCUAUAAUAUCAGGAAGCUCACGACUGCGAAUGAAUACAGCCAAGCGGAUAUAAAAAAAAAAACAGGGACCGCAAAAUUAAUACUCACAUACAAAGCAGGUUCAUGUACUUGGAGGUCAUGUGAUGUUACAUUUGUGACAAUAUUUUCAACUUAACCUGCAUAUGCAAAUCUCACAAGAGUGUUUCGCAAAGAUGGAACGUGUAAUUGAAAUGUCAAAAAAAUUCAGUAAAUUGAAUUACAGCAAUCUAUGUACUCCGUGUGCCUAUGCCUUGUCGCAAGCGCAUCUAGUCUAAACGACAUCGCUUUUUCGUA
Messenger RNA from Trichoderma atroviride IMI 206040, 1772 nucleotides. RefSeq names its product putative secondary metabolism biosynthetic enzyme. The record is from RefSeq and is a predicted model, not a curated record. Gene Ontology annotation, molecular function: oxidoreductase activity. Lineage: Eukaryota; Fungi; Ascomycota; Sordariomycetes; Hypocreales; Hypocreaceae.